Molecule: messenger RNA, 693 nt
Organism: Helianthus annuus (common sunflower)
Lineage: Eukaryota; Viridiplantae; Streptophyta; Magnoliopsida; Asterales; Asteraceae
Product: histidine-containing phosphotransfer protein 4
Exons: 5
Coding region: 87-503 (138 amino acids)
Biological process (GO): phosphorelay signal transduction system; phosphorylation; cytokinin-activated signaling pathway
Cellular component (GO): cytoplasm; nucleus
Molecular function (GO): histidine phosphotransfer kinase activity; protein histidine kinase binding
Source: RefSeq, a predicted model, not a curated record
CUAUAAAAGCAAUGCAUGAGUUUGGUUUGAUAGAAAGAAGCAAUCGCUAAAGGAAAGAAGUGUAGCAAAUCAUUUCUUUACUAAAGAUGGAACAGAAUCACACGAAGAGGCAGAUUAAAGUCACCAGAAAUUCCCUCUUUGAACAGGGUUAUUUGGAUGAACAAUUCACCCAACUUGAGGAUUUGCAAGAUGAUGCAAACCCUAACUUUGUUGAAGAAAUUGUCACUUCGUUUUUCUCUGAUUCAACGCGGUUAAUUCGAAAUGUUGAGAUUGCACUGGAAACUUAUCCUUUGGAUUUUUGCAAGCUCGAUGAUUAUAUGCAUCAAUUCAUGGGUAGCAGCUCAAGUAUUGGUGCAAAAAAGGUGAGAAACGAAUGCACACAGUUUCAAGAAUGUUGCAAAGCUAGGAAUGAUGAUGGAUGCAUAAGGGCAUUUCAACGUGUGAAACAAGAGCACGCCACUCUAAAGAGAAAACUUGAAGCAUACUUUCAGGUUUCUCUUUGAAGUCAUUCAAACUAAAACACAUACAAACAAGCACGGGUUUGCAAUACUAAUUAACUAUAUCUAAUAUGUCCAGAGAUCGUGACUUCCAUCUUAUCUCUGUUAGAUUAUUGCUUGAUUAUGUAAGGACUAUGAUGUAUAGUUAUAAGCAUAUUGAUAUAUACACACACACAUAUAUAUAUUGUGGUUCUCA